AUGCGUCCGGUCCGGUUGGGCGCUAAAAUAAGUGCGGAGAAAGAUCAAGGACAAGGACACACCGGGUCUGCAGACACGUCCUCCAGCGGGACGCAGAGUACUGCGAAACACACGGUUGUUGACGUUGUCCGGCUCCGAAAAGCAGCCAAAGUUCUGGAUCCGGAGGUCAUGGAGCAGGUGCCAGACACGUUCUUGAGCGAGGUGAAGAACCCCUGCUGGAACACCAGCAACGGGGAUUUCAGGUGUCUGCCGUAUUUCUACGUCACUGGCAUGUUUCACGCGGGAGCGAUGAGUAUCUCGACUAAGCUUAUGCAGCACCCGGACGUCGUGGUGGACGCAUGCUCGGGGUGCCAAUUCUGGGGCGAAGAGGGCAAGACGAUGGCAUUCUACCUAGAUAAUAUGAAGGAGGCUCCUAAGGCCAUUCGGCAGAACCCUGACACAAAGGUCCUUAUGGAUAGCUCAGCCUCCACGUUCGCAUUCUACUGGGCCGCGGCCGGUAAGGCCCACAGGGGCUAUGCGGAUGCCAUGAAGCCUUGCUAUCGCGCUUGCGUGGAGCUAUUCAAUACAGAAAAGGUUCCCGUGGGCACCUGCAUGUCACAAAGGUGCUACAACACAAGCGUGGCUGCGGACAGUAAGCGCGCCACUGACGCGGGUAUCGACUGGGAAACGGAAGCGCACAAUCCUUUGCUGGUCCGCGCUGUCUACGGCGACAAGAUGCCUAAAAUGAUCUUGGUCGCGCGCGACCCCAUCGCCCGUCUCUACUCGGCCUUCCACGGCUACCCUCACUACCAUGGGAAAUAUGGCAAAAGCAGCUCGGGCUUCACGGCAUAUGUAGAAGAGCAAGUGGCUGCCUUCCGGGCGUGCGCGCAGGACUUUGGGGAGGCUCCUUGUGCGCUGUACUUUGAGGCUCUGAGUCAUCGGGAGGAGCAGGUGUACUUCCACGCCGACCAGCUCAUGCGCGGCAUGUACGGCCUGUUCCUGGAGAUCUGGUACCGCUUCAUUCCCCCGUCGAACUGGAUGGUCGUGCAUUCGGAUGACCUGUUCCAACGACCCAAGGAGACCAUGGCCAAGCUUGUGGACUUUCUGGGCCUUACGAAGGUCGACGAUGCCACAUUGACGCGCAUGGCCAGCGCCGGGACGCCGCAAAGCUUCACCAGGGGGCAGGAGCCCGUGCAGCCGCGGGCACGGCAGCUCCUCAUGGAGCUAUACAAGCCGUACAACACCAAAUUAGCGCAGCUCACAGGCGACAGGCGAUAUGAGAAGUGGAACGAGCAACCUGCCAGUCAUUAA
This is a messenger RNA of Volvox carteri f. nagariensis, 1290 nucleotides long. RefSeq lists its product as uncharacterized. NCBI's taxonomy places the organism in Eukaryota, Viridiplantae, Chlorophyta, Chlorophyceae, Chlamydomonadales, Volvocaceae. Gene Ontology annotation, molecular function: N-acetylgalactosamine 4-sulfate 6-O-sulfotransferase activity. The record is from RefSeq and is a predicted model, not a curated record. The transcript is spliced from 10 exons. Gene Ontology annotation, biological process: hexose biosynthetic process. The coding region runs from base 1 to 1290 and encodes 429 amino acids.